UAUUUCUUCCCUUUUUGAGGUUGAAUUGAAUUGUUGAAUAUUUUCUUUUCAAUAAUAAUUAUUAUUCAUCUCGUUUUUUGGAACUAUUUGAAGGGAAAUGCAAAAAUUGACAGAUAUUUUUGGAGAUUUUUCUUUGAAUUCUGAUGAGAAUGAAUUCGUUAAUUGCAGUCAUUUCAAUUUAUUUUCGAAUCCACAUAAACUUCCCAUAAAUAAUGUCUACAUUGAGAGAAAACGUCAUGAACUGGAAAGAAGUUCUUAUGGGAAUUGGAAUGAAAUCAAAGAUAGAAAGAAAAACAAGAAACGUGUGACCACUAUAAAAGAAGUAAUACCUGCCUUGCAUGAAUCGUGGAUACCGAAAUUUGUACCAGCUUUUGAGUAUAUAGAAUACAAUUUCAAUAUUCCUGAAGAAGAUAAUAUUUAUUUCAUUGAAAAUAACAAGCAUUAUUUAUUCUUUCUAGAAUAUUUAAUUAAAUGUUCCUACCAACAGUUUUGGUGUAAUGUAUUAUUUAAAGAAAAUGUACAAGACAGUUUAAGGAAUUUCAUACUACACCCCAUUCCAAUUUAUCUUUACAAUGAUCUUAGUAAAGAUUUUCAAGAUGUUUAUAAAAAAAUUUUCAAUAAAUAUUACAUGGUGAUUAGACGACUUAUUGUGUUCAGGGAAUCAGAGACAGAAUAUAUGCCAACGUCCGUAGGAGCUAAGUAUUUAAUAGAGAAGAAACUACUCAAUUUAUCAAUAACUUUAACAAUCACUCUUUUAUACCAGGAUUUUGAUAAUGAAUUAAUCAAUAUAUUGAGUGAUAUUUAUUUUUCAUGUGAGGGACAAGAAAAGUUCAUAGAAAAGGAAAUAGAGAAUUUUUUGAAAGAAUUCAUAUUGAUUUCUGAUAUGAUAAGAGGGAAAAUAACAGGAAAAUUCGACCCAGGAAUAAACCCUGUUCCCAUAUCUUUAGACGAAAGGCCAAAAAUUUUCAAUUUAGUUUGGGUGAAUUCUGUAGUUGACUAUUGUCUGAAUAUGAUAAGCACAUUGAGUGCACUUUUUCGUCUCAAGAGUUCAACUGUAGAAAUUGCAUAUUUUCUGGACGUUCCAGAAAAGUUAGCUAAAAAUUAUGAUGGUAUUUUCAAUGAUAUAUACGAAAUACUUGAAAGUAGAAUAGAAUUGAUAAAAGGUGAUAAUAAAUACAAAAGAAUAAUGGAAAAAAUUGGUCAAGCAAGAAUAAAAUUUGUAGAUAAUUUCCAUAAUUUCAUAUCGUUCAUUUUGGAGAAAACCAUAUCCCUUCAAGGAAAAUCAAAAGAACAGGAAAAGUAUUUAGAAAUGUUUAUAGACACAAUUACAACAGCAUUAGAAUAUGAAAUUUUCAUCUGUGAUUAUAAUCAUAAAUAUCCUCUAUCUCAAACCAUUGAGAUGUUUGAAGAUUUUUCUCUUAUAGAUAAAACCAGGACUGCAUACAUUAUAACAUCUCUCAAUAGUUUGGAAAGAAAUGAUUUUAUCAAGGACAAAUUCAGUAUUGAAUCAGCAUUUAUCAAUCACUUACCGAAGCCAAUCCUUUAUGAUGAACCACAACAAAGCUGUUCCACUAAUCAUGAUGAAGAGGCUGGUAGUAUUAAUGUUCCAUCAAAUGAUAUAGAUGACAAAAUUCAGUCGGUAACAACAAUAUUUCCUCAUUUGGGCGAUGGUUUUGUGGAGAAAUGCUUGGAACACUUUGACUACAACACGGAUCAACUUAUACAAGCUAUUCUAGAAGAAAAUAUCCCGCCACAUUUACUUGAAAUUCCCUUUGAUUCUAUUAGGAUUCCACCAGAACCUCUACCACCAAAACCAACAUUAGCUUAUCGUGGAAAGAAACCAGGAUUUGAUGAUGCUCUAGCCAUGUUGAAUGAUAAGAAAGAGAAAGAAAAAAUGAAAACAUUAGUUAUGGAUGGGAUAAAAUAUAAUAAUCGUUACGACAACACAGAUGAUGAAUACGAUGAUAGAGAUAAUCUCCAAGAACCUGAUUUUGUAAUUGAACAUGAUGUUGAAAAAUACGAGAAAGUAAAUGAAGAAGAGCUUGUGAGUGAUACAAGCUACAGCGAUAAUGAAUUUGAUGAUGAAGGAAAGCCAAUUGAAAAGGAUAAUCAAACAAGUUUUAAAGCAUUCUGUGAAGACCCUGCUGCUGUCAGAGCCCGAUAUGAGGCAAGAAUGAAAAGUCGUAGGGGAAAAACAGAUGUUGUUGGUAAACCAAAAGGACAAGGCCAAGAGAAGAAUGUGGUGAAUGCCAGACAAAAGAAAAAUGUUCAGAAAUCUAGUCGUGCAAAUCAUAAUAGAAAAGGUGGUGCACAGUUUAAGAGAAACAAGGGAAUGAUCCCUUCAUAAAUCUUUUCACAGUUAUUUCGUUUGUUUUUUACUACUUUUUUGUUAUAGAAUAAAUUUUCAUUUUGUUCCUAA
Molecule: messenger RNA, 2419 nt
Organism: Harmonia axyridis
Lineage: Eukaryota; Metazoa; Arthropoda; Insecta; Coleoptera; Coccinellidae
Product: activating signal cointegrator 1 complex subunit 2
Exons: 11
Coding region: 98-2347 (749 amino acids)
Biological process (GO): regulation of DNA-templated transcription
Molecular function (GO): ubiquitin binding
Source: RefSeq, a predicted model, not a curated record